UGCCGCAAACCAGAAAUCUCGUCUGUCCCAAAGGCAGACGAUACUUUUCUCUCCGCCUUUAGUCUUGCUGUAUGGCGUUUGUUCGCACGGACUCGUACCGAGCUGCAGGGAUUGCGUGUCUCCGGCCCUCGAUUUACUUUGUCGACGAUGGCUAGCAACAACCAUUUCUUCGAGGGGGCGGAGAAGCUCCUUGAGGUGUGGUUCCUUCGGACAGAAGACGGGCAGGAUCUCCGAGAUAUCGCGAGAGAGGACUGGGAAGAGGUUCUGAAGACAGUCCGCUGCCAGAUCAUCAGCACCAUGAAGAAUGACAGCCAAGAUGCCUAUCUCCUCAGUGAGAGCAGCAUGUUUGUGUCUGAUCGCCGGUUCAUCCUGAAGACUUGUGGUACAACACUCCUCCACAACGCCCUUCCACUCAUGCUGGACCUGGCCAAGAAGAAAUGUGGCUUCCACGUAGUAGAGGACAUCUUCUAUUCUCGGAAGAACUUCAUGCGUCCUGAGCUCCAGCACAACAUGCACCGCAGCUUUGAGGAGGAAGUCAUCAUCUUGGAGAAACUGUUUGAAGAUGGAGCAGCGUACUGUCUAGGCAGAAUGAAUGGAGACUGCUGGUAUCUGUACACCACUAACAACCCAGACAGCAGCAAGCCAGGCCAGGCAGAGCCAGACCAAACACUGGAAAUCCUGAUGAUGGACCUUGAACCAGAUGCCAUGAAACUGUUUCACAAGAACAGCAUCGAUCCUGCAGAGAUAGCAAAGCUGAGUGGUAUUGCAGACCUGGAGCCGGGGACUAUCAUCGAUGACUUUCUGUUUGAGCCAUGUGGAUAUUCCAUGAAUGGGUUAUUGCCUGAUGGUGCAUACAUGAACAUCCAUGUGACUCCAGAGAAGGACUUUUCCUAUGCCAGCUUUGAGACCAAUGUCUCCAAGAAAAGCUAUGCCAACUUGGUCAAGCGAGUGCUGAAUGUUUUCAAGCCAGGUCGCUUUGUAAUGACGCUCUUUGCCAACAUGGAAUCAGAAUUAUUUGGUGUCCAGGAGAAAGGUGGUAGUGGGGACCAUGCUAAACUGACGUCUGAAGUGUACCCAGGAGACUCCACCUUCGAGGAUAAGAUCUUUGACUACCAGCGUCAGGACUGGCAGGCUAGUAAGUUCAGCAACUACUACCUGACCUUCUGCAACUAUGCCAAGGUCAAGACCAAGCCUAGCUGACAGGGCUAGUGCUAGGGCUAGAUGCAGUCCUGAAGCACGUCAGCAGAACGUACCGCACCUGCACAAAACACGUAAUACAGUGCUCUCCAACUAUUUGCAUCACUGACAUUGGCAUAAACCUAGGAUUUGCAUAAAAUUAUGAAAACCCAAACCAUUUGCCAUUCACUCCAUUAUAAAUUGCACUGUAAGUCAUCAUUUUUUUACGGUACCAUAUAAUUGUAUUCACAGUUUUCACAGUAACUUCAGAAUCUGUACUGUGAAUUUAUCAUUACCUACGAACAAAUAAUUCACAGACUUUCUUUCUUCUGCACCUGCCACUACUGCUAACAUAUAGUUCCUCAAACAUGUCCACUUUUCUCAGAUGGCGAAAUUUUCCUACAACUGCAAAUGCAAAGUGAUUUACAGUAUGUUGUGAUAUAUUGCGCAUAGCACAUCAGCAGAACAUCUUGUUUAAGGUUGUAUUGGCAUAUUUAAGGAUGACAUCCCGUCUGUAGUUUUCAAAUGUUGUGUUGGAACAGACAAAAUUCUGAUGCAAUGUUGACCAAACAUCCAGUGGAAACCCAGCUUUCACUCAGGUGCACUACGUUCUGCCAAAGUGCUCGGUUAAUCUGUGUUAUCAUGUUGGAACAUAAGACUGAAAAUUGUUAUGUUCAUAUCAAAGGUAGGCAGAUGGAUGAAAAUUUCACGUAGUAUGUUUGAUUUUGUAGUUAGUUUAAUCCUUACAUUACAUUUUAAUGCCAAAAUAUUUGGCAAAUUCGUAAUUAUGGAAUUACAUUGUACAAUGUACAAUGUCACCUUUACUGUUGUUGAAUCAAUAUCUACUUGUAUAGAGACCUGGGAUGGUCUGUUAGCAUUUUGCUUAAUAGUUCUCUUCCCAACAAUGUGUAUGCAUUUAUUAU
Messenger RNA from Branchiostoma belcheri (Belcher's lancelet), 2099 nucleotides. RefSeq names its product S-adenosylmethionine decarboxylase proenzyme-like. Gene Ontology annotation, molecular function: adenosylmethionine decarboxylase activity. Gene Ontology annotation, biological process: spermidine biosynthetic process; spermine biosynthetic process. The coding region runs from base 148 to 1200 and encodes 350 amino acids. Lineage: Eukaryota; Metazoa; Chordata; Leptocardii; Amphioxiformes; Branchiostomatidae. The transcript has 12 exons. Gene Ontology annotation, cellular component: cytosol. The record is from RefSeq and is a predicted model, not a curated record.